Telopea speciosissima is the source of this 2127-nucleotide messenger RNA. RefSeq names its product ARM REPEAT PROTEIN INTERACTING WITH ABF2. Lineage: Eukaryota; Viridiplantae; Streptophyta; Magnoliopsida; Proteales; Proteaceae. The record is from RefSeq and is a predicted model, not a curated record. Gene Ontology annotation, molecular function: protein binding. The transcript is spliced from 2 exons. Bases 82 to 1800 code for a protein of 572 amino acids.
ACGAUGGAUAUGUAUCGAACACUUGAGAGCCGCUGAGCAAAAUCCAGAUUUAUCCCGGUACUAGGCCGGGAUCCGGCAUAAAUGCAUCCCGCCGCCGAUUCAGCGCGGUCGCAGUCACCAACUCAAGUCCUGGAACUAAUUAACCAUCUUCUUCCUCUCCUCCUACUCUCUUCUCUCACCGUCAAGUCUUUCUUUGGUCGAUGGCAGGUUAUUCGGACCAAGCUCACCUCUCUCCGUUCCUCCGUUUCUGAUAUCUCGGAUUGCCCCCACUGGUCGGAGAAUCCACUCCUCCAUGACCUCCUCCCUAACCUCCUGUCAACUCUCCACAAGACAAAGUCCCUCUCCGACCUUUGCCAUGACCCUUCCUCCUACACCGGCGGCAAGCUUCUCUUGCAGAGCGACCUAGAUAUGGCAUCCGCUUCCCUCUCUUCCAUCCUUCACGACCUCGACUUGCUCCUCAAAUCCGGUGUCCUCCGCCAAUCGAAUGCCAUCGUUCUCUCUCAACCCGGUCCCGGCUCCGGCAAAGAGGAGCUAGGUUUUUUCAUCCGCGACCUCUUCUCUCGCUUGCAGAUCGGAGGCAUCGAGUUCAAGAAAAAGGCCCUGGAUUCGCUGCUCCAGCUCCUCAGAGAAGAUGACAAGGCAACUGUUCUGGUCCCAAAAGAGGGCGAUGUUGGUUUCUUGGUCCAUUUGCUCGACUCCAGCAAUCCAUCUCCCUCAGUUCGAGAGCAGGCGGCGCUGGCUGUUUCUCUCCUUGCCACCGCCAGCGAUUCAUCCAGGAAUUGCGUCUUCGAAGAAGGGGGUUUGGGCCCUCUGCUUCGUCUUCUCGAGACGGGGUCUUCGGGUUUGAAGGAGAAGUCCGCGAUGGCGGUCGAGGCGAUCACCGCCGACCCGGAAAACGCGUGGGCCAUCUCUGCAUAUGGUGGCGUCCCUGUGUUGGUGGAGGCGUGUCGAUCGGGAUCGCCUGUCACGCAGACGCACGCCGCCGGCGCGAUAAAGAAUGUUGCCACCGUCGAAGAUAUUAGGUUAGCGCUGGCGGAGGAAGGCGUGGUGCCGGUUCUGGUCCAGUUAUUGGUUUCAGGCACCGGCUCCGCCCAAGAGAAAGCGGCCAAUUGCCUUUGGAUCCUAGCCUCAUCGGGCGAAGAUUUUAGGGUUUCCAUACUAGAUGAAGGAGGACUACAGAGGCUUCUUCAGUUGUUACAGGAAUCAUCGAGUUCGGAUACAAUAGAACAAGUCCUGAGAGCGAUUUACGCACUCUCGGCUUCGGCUUCGGCUUCAACGGCGAGGAUCCUAUCAUCGUCUUCCCCAUUCCUAAUGCAUCUCUUCGAGCUGAUCAAGAACGGAAACCUAAUGGUCCAGCAGAUAUCGGCAUCUCUACUGGCUAACUUAUCAAUAAGCGAUGGAAGCAAGCGGGCCAUGGCAGGGUGCAUGGGUUCACUCGUGAAAAUGGUGGAGUUUUCGAAGCCGGCAGGGUUGCAGGAUGUAGCGGCACAAGCGCUUGUCUCUUUGCUAACCGUUCGAUCCAAUCGGAAGGAACUGGCGAGGGACGAGAAGAGUGUGCUGAGGUUGGUUCAGAUGUUGGAUCCUCAGAACGAAUUAGUCUGCAAGAAACUUCCGGUAUCGGUAAUAUCAGCGAUCUUGGCCGGCAGCGGCAAGGGAAGCCGGAAGAGGAUUGCGGCUGCGGGAGCUUUUCCGUAUUUGCAGAAGCUCGCCGACAUUGACGUCGCCGGCGCAAGAAAGGCGUUGCAGAGACUCUCCGGUAACCGACUCAAGAACAUUUUCAUCAGGACUUGGAGGGAAUAAUGAAUAAAGAUACUAACCUACAAAGGGACUCGUUUGGAUUGGAUUUCUAACCGUCGAGAAAUCUACUUCUCCCAGACAAGAAAGUGAGAAACAAAAACACAUUUCGAAUACUCCAAGAUUUUUAACAUUAAUUUAUUGUCGUCUAGGAAACAAGAACUAAAAAAAAAAAAAGGAAGAAAAAGAAUGUCUCCAGUCUUUUUUCAUAGGGAGAAGAGAAUAAGGGUUUCUAGUUGUUAGUAUUUUCUCUAUGGUAUAUAAAAGUGACAAAAUAGAAGCAUGGAUGCGGUUUUUUAAGGAGUAUCCUCUUUCUUAACUUCUAUAUAUAUA